GGACCCCGUAAUUCUUGCCCGCGCGUUGGGGGGGAGAGAGAAAGAGGGAGAGACAGAGAGUAGGUGUGUUCUAUCUCUAACCUCUUCUCGUCCUUCUUGCUUCUCAGCCAUGGAAGCUUAUUGAAGCAGAAACGCACAAAGCAAAAUUGAAUCCCUCGACAUGCUUAUCCCUCAUCGCUAUCCUCUCCACAAGCUCUUCACUUCCAACAUUUUCAUGGCUUCCAAACCUUUCCUCAAGUUCUCACCUUUCACUGUACUCCCCACAACCCCUUCUUCCCAAACCCACCUCUUCCACACCAAAAGAUUCAUCUUCUCUACUUUUCCUUCUAAAUCCAUAUCAAAGAUUCACCCUUUCUCUCUUAAAAAUAAUGGGUUUUCCUCUGUUUCUGAUGCCAAUAUCCACACACCAGUUUCUCAACUUUAUGGGGUGACCCUAGAAGAGAAUGGUAUUGACUUGGCUGAAAUGAAGGUUUUGAGGAGGAAAAUGGAGGAGCUUGGGAUUGAUAGCAAUCUCUGUAAACCAGGGCAGUACAACCACUUAAUUUGCCCAAUGUGCAAAGGUGGGGAUUCAGGGGAGAAGAGCUUAUCCCUUUUCAUCACCGCAAAUGGGAAUUCAGCUUUGUGGACCUGUUUUCGAGCAAAAUGUGGCUGGAGAGGCAAUACAGGGGCCUAUGUAAAUGGCAAUUCAACGUCCGGAAGGAUUGCUCAUAUCCCAAAAGUUAAGCAAACUAGAGAAAUCACCGAGAAAAGUUUGGAUUUGGAGCCACCUUGUAGUGAGCUAUGUGCAUACUUUGCUGAGCGAAUGAUAUCAGGGGAAACAUUGCGGAGAAAUGCUGUUAUGCAAAGAAGAUAUGGUGAUCAGAUUGUUAUUGCAUUUCCAUAUCGAAGGAAUGGUGAGCUUGUGAGCUGCAAGUACCGGGACAUCAACAAAAAGUUUUGGCAGGAAAAAGAUACUGAAAAGAUAUUCUAUGGACUGGAUGAUAUAAAGGAUUCCAAUGAUAUAAUCAUUGUUGAGGGUGAGAUGGACAAGCUUGCAAUGGAAGAAGCUGGCUUCCGAAACUGUGUGAGUGUCCCUGAUGGUGCUCCCGCAUCAGUUUCCAAAAAAGAGUUGCCAUCUGAAGAGCAGGACACAAAGUAUCAGUAUUUGUGGAACUGCAAAGAGUACCUAGAGAAGGCAUCUCGCAUCAUACUUGCAACUGAUGGGGAUCUGCCUGGUCAAGCCUUGGCUGAAGAACUUGCACGCCGCCUUGGAAGAGAAAGAUGCUGGCGAGUCAAAUGGCCAAAGAAGAAUGAUGUGGAUCAUUUCAAAGACGCAAAUGAGGUGCUCAUGUAUAUGGGACCCACAAUACUGAAGGAAGUCAUUGAAAGUGCUGAAUUAUAUCCUAUAAAAGGAUUGUUCAACUUCAGAGAUUACUUUGAUGAGAUUGAUGCAUACUAUUAUCGAACUCUUGGUUAUGAGCUUGGUGUCUCAACUGGAUGGAGGGGUCUGAAUGAAAUAUACAAUGUUGUGCCUGGAGAGUUGACUAUAGUAACUGGAGUUCCAAAUUCUGGUAAGAGCGAAUGGAUUGAUGCUCUUUUAAGCAAUCUUAAUGCUAGUGUUGGCUGGAAAUUUGCACUUUGCUCUAUGGAAAAUAAGGUUCGGGAACAUGCAAGGAAGCUUUUGGAGAAACACAUUAAAAAGCCCUUCUUUGAUGCAAGGUAUGGUGAAUCUGUUGAACGGAUGAGUGUUGAUGAGUUAGAGCAAGGAAAGAAAUGGUUGAGUGAUACAUUUUAUCUCAUAAGGUGUGAGAAUGACUGCCUUCCAAGUAUCAAUUGGGUCCUUGGGCUUGCAAAAGCAGCAGUUCUAAGACAUGGGGUGAACGGACUUGUGAUUGAUCCAUACAAUGAGCUUGAUCAUCAGCGUCCUCCAAGCCAGACUGAAACAGAGUAUGUGAGUCAGAUGCUAACUAAGGUCAAACGAUUUGCCCAACAUCACUCUUGUCAUGUUUGGUUUGUAGCACAUCCAAGACAGUUGCAUCAUUGGGUUGGGAGUCCUCCUAAUUUGUACGACAUCAGUGGAAGUGCACACUUCAUAAACAAAUGUGACAAUGGGAUUGUUAUUCAUCGGAAUAGGGAUCCAGAUGCUGGCCCCAUGGAUCAAGUGCAAGUUUGUGUGCGAAAGGUACGAAAUAAGGUUGCCGGUACCAUAGGUGACGCGUUCUUGUCAUAUAAUAGGGUAACGGGUGAAUUCAUGGACUUGAGUGAGACCUUGAGGAGACGGACAUAGGCAGGCAGUUCUCAAGGAAGACCGGUCUUGUAACUAAGCAGGCAGAUUGAGCAUUCUCGGUGCAAUUAACAUGAAGGAUUGGUUGUUUUCUAUGCCCUCCAACUGAAACAUUCACAUUCAAAAUCGUGUAAUGGUGGCAAAAAUGAUGGCAACAAUGAUAGAGUGGUUGCAUAACUACUUCUUUUGAUUAGACACUUUCUUAUAGCCAAAUGAGAUUAAAUUCUCAACUUUUGUAUAUCAUUAUUUUGUUUUUUUUUAUUUUAUUUUAUUUUAUUUUUGUUGUAAAUUGAUUUUAUUAGGCUUUGUAUAACUCGUAAAAAAAUUAUUGGGUUAAUCUUCAA
Messenger RNA from Camellia sinensis, 2607 nucleotides. Its product is annotated as toprim domain-containing protein. Gene Ontology annotation, biological process: DNA replication. Lineage: Eukaryota; Viridiplantae; Streptophyta; Magnoliopsida; Ericales; Theaceae. The record is from RefSeq and is a predicted model, not a curated record. Gene Ontology annotation, molecular function: single-stranded DNA binding; ATP binding; 5'-3' DNA helicase activity.